AUCACAGGACCAGAUAAUAAAGGAAUCUAUAAAGGAGAUCGAGAGUCCAGUGGGAAAUAUACCUUCGCAGCCCACAUGGAUGGGACAUACAAGUUCUGCUUUAGUAAUAGGAUGUCCACCAUGACUCCAAAGAUAGUAAUGUUCACCAUUGACAUUGGGGAAGCUCCCAAAGGACAAGACAUGGAGACAGAAGCUCAUCAGAACAAGCUAGAAGAAAUGAUUAAUGAACUGGCAGUGGCGAUGACAGCUGUAAAGCACGAACAGGAGUACAUGGAAGUUCGGGAGAGAAUACACAGAGCCAUCAAUGACAACACAAACAGCAGAGUGGUCCUUUGGUCCUUCUUCGAAGCUCUUGUUCUAGUUGCCAUGACAUUGGGACAGAUCUACUACCUGAAGAGAUUUUUUGAAGUCCGGAGGGUUGUUUAAAAGGCCUUUUCCUGUUGAUCCCAAAUUCACAAUUCAGUUGUUUACCAAACACCUUGGUCAUAAUAAUGUCAUUAGUUGAUACAUUUUUAUUUUCUGAACGUUCAUGACUUAUGUUUCUUUGUGAUUAAUUGGUGUUGGGGAAAACCUGUUUAGGAAAGUUAGAGUGAAAAUUUGACAUUUGAUUGGCCUCUAAUUCUUACUUGAAUGCUGCCCCAUUAUAUAGGUCCUUCCAAGAGUUCAGAGGCUGUUGAUGCUGUAUGGGUCUUUAUUGUACUUUCACCUUCAGUUUUCAUAAUAAAAUGCAGUUUGUUCAGGAAGUAGCCCACAGCCUGACUGCAUUCUAGGGAGUCCCUCAUCUGUGGUUUAUUAUCAGAGGUUCAUUUUGUUGAAUCAUUAUAACAACAGGAAUCUGAAAUUGACCCUUCUGGUCCAGCCUCAGGGCAGAGCAACCUGACUGGAGAGAGGUAUGUUAAUGUGGGCAUUUAUACUUUCUCUUGAGUUUGCUUUAAACUAAACACUUAUCCCAACACUUUCCCCGUAAAGUUUUAUAUUGACACUUAGAACUCAAUCACCUCUAUUUGAAAUCGACACAAGCAGUUGAUAAUUUAGAAGUCUGUGGAAGCCAGUAUUUUGGGUUUUGGAACAGACUACUCUCCCUUUUGUGCUGCAUAGUAUGUCCGUUGUUGGCACUUAGGAAGAGCGAAAUUGCUCAAGUGGAAGCCUGCAUUUCUCAUGCCAAAGGGUUAAGCCUCUUGGAUGGCUUGCAAUGAUAGGCAACCACUAUUUUGUCCAUUUAGUCACUGGCCUUAGUGCCCUGGUCUUCAAUGUCAGCACUAGGGUUUUAUUUGUCCUCUGGUGUCUCUUUUUUUGACAAGUCAGUUUUGUUUAUAGAAAAUGAAGAGACUCUCUCUCUGAUGAUGGGUUUAAUGAAAGUCGCUCUGCUUUGCAUAUGGGCGAUCCAGGAUUAUGUGGUGACUGAUGUCUGGUAGCUACCUGGAUAUUUUAUUUUCCUUUUUGGAUCUUGCAAGGGGAAAACUACAAAUAACAAGUUUUGUAAAAUUAAUUUAAAUUUGUUAUCGGUUUUCAUGUUCAGGACAAAUAGUUUUUCAACCCUGGAUGACUAUCCUUGCAACAGUCUGUUGGUAAGGUGACUUUCACCAUAGGGCAGCUGUUGCAUGCCAAUUUUUUGUGUGUGUUUGUGAAAACACUUCAGAAUUGAAUUAAAAGAUGUAAAUCUAAAAUUGGUUGUGUAUCUAAUAUGCCCCAGGUUCAGUAAAUAAACAGUUCUUUUUAAAAACA
Messenger RNA from Cricetulus griseus (Chinese hamster), 1725 nucleotides. NCBI's taxonomy places the organism in Eukaryota, Metazoa, Chordata, Mammalia, Rodentia, Cricetidae. The record is from RefSeq and is a predicted model, not a curated record.